Messenger RNA from Funneliformis geosporum, 149 nucleotides. The record is from the annotation of a GenBank genome assembly. NCBI's taxonomy places the organism in Eukaryota, Fungi, Glomeromycota, Glomeromycetes, Glomerales, Glomeraceae.
CUGUAUUUAAAAACACAAACUGGAAUAAGAAAGAAAAAUUCACUACAGAGCUUAAAAUUAAGAGUGAUAGAGAAAUAGACAUAUUAGAAGGAUAUUUAGAAGUGGAUUUGGAUGAUAUUCUUAAUGAAAAGGAUUUGGAAAAUAAUGAG